AGGCGUCUAUCAUCCAGCCAAUCCUAGGCUAGCUAGGCUCUCUCUCUCUCUCUCUCGCUCUAUUUGUUUCUUGUUUUCAAGUGUGUCCUGUUAAAUAAGAAACUAAUUGAAAAGCAAAUCCUCGAAUCGUGGUCUUCGUAGAAGCCAGUGCAGGAGUGACCUUCACGAUCUCGCCACCUCUCUCCUUUAUUUGAUACAUAACUUCGGAUCACCACAUGACCCUUUCCUCGAGUGUUUGAACUUUCCUAAGCAACCCAUCUCUCUUUCUUGCUAUCCAUUCCUCUCUUUCUUUUUCUUGGUCUCUUUUCUUGUUUGAAGGGUUAUCCUAUUCCUUUGGUGGGUUUUCUUGAUAUUUGGUUUCUGUUUACCUUUCUGGGAUUCUUUGACCCAAAAUAACAUCUUUUAAUACUACUUUUUUUUUUUUUUAAUUGGGGUUCCCUCAUCUUUGUUGUUUUCUUCCAAGAUUCUUCCUAGUGGGGUUUUUUUUUAGCUUCUCUUUUCUGUUCUUGUUGCGUUUUUGCGCUACUCUGUUAGUUACUAUUAUAUUUUGGUGAGUGAGUUCAGCCUCUUUCUCUUGCAUUAGCUCUUUUUUUUUUUUUUCUGUUGUACUGUUGAAGGGUGUUGAUGUCUUUGGCGGUUGGUGAGGAUUCAAGUUCCAAAAACAUGGGGUUUGACAAGGAUGGGAGAGAUGAUAGUGAAGCUUCUGAGACGAAAACAGCAUCAAAGAUGCCUCCUAACGAAGAAAACGUUGAAGAAAAUCACGCUGAAAUUAAUAGAAAAGCAAGCGAGAGUUCUCUUUGUCCUACUGAAGAUGAAUAUGAUGACGAAGAGAGGAAGAUUGAGUUGGGCCCUCAGUGCACCCUUAAAGAACAAUUCGAAAAGGAUAAGGAUGACGAGAGCUUGAGGAGGUGGAAGGAACAACUUCUUGGAACUUUGGAUUUCGAGUCCGUUGGAGAAAAUCUCGAACCAGAGGUUAAGAUCCUGAGCCUUGCAAUCAAAUCACCUGGUAGACCUGAUAUGGUACUUCCAAUUCCGGAGGACGGAAAGCCCAAAGGUUUGUGGUUUACCUUAAAAGAAGGUAGCAAAUACAGCCUGCAAUUCACAUUCCAAGUGAGCAAUAACAUUGUAUCCGGCCUCAAGUACACUAAUACGGUUUGGAAAACUGGUGUCAAGGUGGAUAGCACCAAAGAGAUGAUUGGAACCUUCAGUCCCCAGGCAGAGCCAUUUACGCAUGAAAUAUGUGAAGAAACAACUCCAUCUGGAAUGUUUGCUCGAGGAAAUUAUUCAGCUAAAAGUAAGUUUGCUGACGACGACAACAAAUGCUACUUGGAGAUUAACUACACUUUUGACAUCCGUAAAGAAUGGCUAUCAUAAACCACACACGAAUUUCCAGUGUCAUUGCUUUGCGUCGAGCCCAUUGUUUGCCAAGUCUCCUUUAGAUGAGCCAUAGUUUCAUUUUCUUUUUUCUUAUUUGCCAUCCAUAUCCUGUGUGAGACUGAUCAUCUACACUAUGAAGAGAGAUUUAAUCAAAAUUUUCUGUUUUCCCUGAGCCCGGGUUGCAGCAGUAGGAAUCGAUUAAUAAAAAGUUAAGCUGUUGACCUUCCUUCCAGGUUGAUCACUUGGGAACCGCCGUGCUAAUCUUGCAUUGUGUUAAACUUUAUAUCUGCCAUUGGAGCAACCAGCUUUGUAAUGGACAAUGAAAAGUUGAAACUUUAAAGGGUUCGUUCCAUAAUUACAUAUUUGUUUUUUCUCUCACUGUGAAAGUUAAAAGUUACAGAAACCAUGUCCCUUUUAACUUUAUUAUGUUCCAUAUUUUGUUCCCGACCAAGGAGUACUAAUAUUUUUCUUUCUUUUCUUUUCCAAUGGUUUCAUUUGGCAUCCCCAAAAUCAGGGGCCUGUUAUUUGGGUGUGUUUGUGUGG
This is a messenger RNA of Durio zibethinus, 1920 nucleotides long. Its product is annotated as rho GDP-dissociation inhibitor 1-like. Gene Ontology annotation, biological process: Rho protein signal transduction. Gene Ontology annotation, cellular component: membrane; cytosol; cytoplasm. The record is from RefSeq and is a predicted model, not a curated record. Lineage: Eukaryota; Viridiplantae; Streptophyta; Magnoliopsida; Malvales; Malvaceae. Gene Ontology annotation, molecular function: Rho GDP-dissociation inhibitor activity; protein binding.